Molecule: messenger RNA, 2162 nt
Organism: Sinocyclocheilus rhinocerous
Lineage: Eukaryota; Metazoa; Chordata; Actinopteri; Cypriniformes; Cyprinidae
Product: polycomb group RING finger protein 5-A
Exons: 9
Coding region: 318-1025 (235 amino acids)
Source: RefSeq, a predicted model, not a curated record
GCCAGUUCCGUGUCUGCAGCGAGUUUACCAGCCACGCACCGCCUGCACGCGCUCAAUCCGCCGCCGGGCUGUAACGAACUGACUCUCUCUGGCUUUCGGAAAGCCCUGUUUUCAGUCUCCAUUAACGGCCCAGCACAGAACGAGGCGAGACGAUUCGUAACGGGUCACUCUCUCAACAAUAAUGUCUUCAGAUUGGAGUUACAGCUGCCUCAAAACCGAGGCGAUGACAAAAUCACAGUGGCAACCCUGUGUUGGUGCACAGGCAGAGCUGUGACUCUAGCUUGCGAUCUCCUGACCUCUGUGACCUUUGAGUCGAGAUGGCGACCCACCGAAAGCACCUGGUCCGAGAUUUCAACCGAUACAUCACCUGCUCAAUUUGCCGUGGGUACCUGAUAAAGCCCACCGCUGUCACAGAAUGCCUGCACACUUUUUGUAAGAGUUGUAUCGUUCAGCACUUUGAGGAGAGUAAUGAGUGUCCGGAAUGUGGGAUACAAGUCCAUGAAACCAACCCUUUAGAGAUGCUGAGGCUAGAUAAGACCCUGGAGGAGAUCAUCUUCAAGCUGGUGCCUGGACUAAGAGAGAAGGAGGAACAACAGGAAAGUGAGUUCUGGAGAAAAAAUAAGAUCAAAUCAAAUGGAGAAGAUGGCCCUAGGGCUAAGAAAUCUCGCCUGAGUGAUGAAGAGGACGAUGAUGGGAAAGCUGGAGACUACCACAGGAGUGAUCCUCAGAUCGCUAUUUGUCUGGACUGUCUACGAAACAAUGGCCAAUCAGGAGAAAGCAUAGUUAAGGGUUUAAUGAAGAAAUUCAUCCGUUGCUCCACCCGUGUUACGGUGGGAACCAUUAAGAAGUUCCUCUGUGUAAAAUUGAAGCUGCCAAGCUCUUAUGAGCUCGAUGUUUUGUGUAACGGAGAGAUCAUGGGCAAAGACCACACCCUGGAAUUCAUCUACCGCACUCGCUGGAGACUUCAGGGUGACAGCGCUUAUCCCAUGGUUCUCGAGUACCGUCCAAGGAUCGACUUUGGUUGAACAGCACUUACAGCUUUGCGGAAAUCUCAUGCAGACUGAUGUCAAGAGAUGAACAAAAAGCAGAAAAACUGAAUGAUUGUGCCUCCGUUGAAAGACAACAACACAAAGCCCUUAUGACUGACAGGACUGCUCUCUUCUUCCUGUGCACUGCUUCAGCCUCUACUCCUCCAUUCCUCCCUCCUUCAUGUUCCUGUUUGACAGUUGUGGCUCCACCCACUGGCACUGUAUCAAGUUUGAUGAUUAUAUUGUUCCAAAGCUUUCUCUGCAUGUUGUCUCUAUGACGACGCCUUAGCGUAGAGCAGCCCGUUGGGAUCAUCUGAUAGCAAUCUAGCACAGACAGUAAGCAAAAACCGCGCCCCGGCCAGGUGACAGGAGUGAAGGGAAAUGGAGACGUUUUUAAGAUGAAGUCUCACUAGAUUUUAGCUCAUAUUAUUAGUCGUUUUUAUCCAAGAGUUUGCACUAGAGGCAUAUCUAAAUGUCUCACUGUACUGUUGGUGUUCUGUGUUACCUUUACGCUCUCUCUCUUUCCUUUUAGUUACUUUUCUCUCUUGCUCUCACCGCCCACAUUGUCCCUCAUAAAUUCAGUGACUCUUUUUCAUGUCAUCAUUCUCUCUCCCUUUCGUUCGCUCACACAAACUCACUCUCUCUUUCUCAGCCUCUUUCCAUCUUCCCUCACACUCUCUCAUUUUUCUCCAAUGGUGUUUUUGGCUCUGGUCUGAAGUAUUGAUGGAUCUCAUUCAGUUGGAAUUGAAUGAGAGCGCUGUAGAUGUCCCAAAUAACAGCACUGAAAGGCACUCUGGGUAAGCGAUUUUCCUUCACAUAGAGCUAUGGCCAAAUCUUACAUUCACCCAAACUAGAUCAUUAUCUUGAUAGAAUUGAUAUAACAAUAACUGAUGCCAGAUAUGCUUAAUGCAGUAAUUCACUGAGAAAUCUCAUCUUUAAAAAACAGUUGAAUGAGGAAUGACUGAAGUGUGCCAGCUGCAUCUCUCUAAGAGCAGCUUUGGCUCACAGGCUGUUAGUUGUAAACAUUCUGUUGUUUCCUGUUUAAUCAGAAAUAUAUUUAAAUGGGAUAAAACAAUCAAAUUCACCUCAACAGAUGUUUGAAUUUUGGUCCCACUUUAUAUUAGGUGGCCUUAA